Molecule: messenger RNA, 1710 nt
Organism: Penicillium arizonense
Lineage: Eukaryota; Fungi; Ascomycota; Eurotiomycetes; Eurotiales; Aspergillaceae
Exons: 4
Coding region: 1-1710 (569 amino acids)
Biological process (GO): fructose 6-phosphate metabolic process; UDP-N-acetylglucosamine metabolic process; protein N-linked glycosylation
Molecular function (GO): carbohydrate derivative binding; L-glutamine:D-fructose-6-phosphate transaminase (isomerizing) activity
Source: RefSeq, a predicted model, not a curated record
AUGUGCGGGAUUUUCGGUUAUGUCAAUUAUUCUACUGAGAAAGACCGCAGGUAUAUUCUCAAUGUCCUUCUCAAUGGUCUCAGUAGGCUUGAGUAUCGAGGUUAUGACUCCUCAGGGUUACUUGUGGAUGGUGACUGGGGGCAAGAUGUCUUGGUAUUCAAAGAGGUUGGAAAGGUCACAAAGUUGAGGGGACUUAUUGAGAGCUCCCGGCCAAAUAUGGAUAAGACUUUCCAGACCCAUGUUGGAAUCGCUCACACAAGAUGGGCAACUCAUGGCCCACCUUCACGCGUAAACUGUCAUCCUCACCGGUCAGAUAAUACAUGGGAGUUCGCGGUUGUUCACAAUGGCAUCAUCACCAACUAUAAAGAGCUCAGAGCUUCGCUUCUCGGGGAAGGUUACACAUUUGAGACCGAGACGGAUACCGAAUGUAUUUCCAAACUGGCCAAGUAUAUCCGUAAUCAACACCGAGAAAUCGGAUUUGUUGAGCUGGUCAAGACUGUUGUGGGGAAGCUUCACGGGUCUUUCGGUAUCCUUGUCAAGUCAAUUUCCUAUCCACAGGAGAUUAUCGCUGCCCGAAAAGGCUCGCCUCUUCUUAUCGGUGUUCGCCUCACCAACGAUAUCGAGGCCGACGUUAUUCAUAUUGAAAGUGUUAUCAAAAGAGACUCUCUGAACAUGCCAUUAAUGAAUGGAUGCAAAAGUGCGUCUGCAUCGCAUGGAAAAUACUCCUUGCCGCCAAAUCCUACCGAAUUCUUCCUUUCCUCCGACGCGUCAGCUAUUGUUGAACAUACCAAACAAGUAAUCUACCUGGAGGACGACGACAUUGCCCACAUAUGCGGCGGGCAAUUGAAUAUUGUGAGGAGCACAAAUGAUAAGUUUGGCUGCACAUGGAAGGUUCAGACCAUCGACUUGCAGCUACAAGACAUUAUGAAAGGCAGCUAUAAUCACUUCAUGCAGAAAGAGAUUUUUGAGCAGCCUGAAGCGGUUGCUAACACUAUGCGUGGCAGGUUGGAUGUUCCGCACAAGAGGAUUACGCUAGGGUGUGUUAAUGACUAUCUUCCUGCCAUUCGCAGGGGUAGACGCAUUCUAUUCAUUGCGUGUGGAACAAGCUAUCAUGCAUGCAUGGCCGUGAGAGGAACAUUUGAGUGUUUGUCUGAGAUUCCUACGGUUGUCGAAGUAGCAUCAGACUUCCUGGACCGCAAAGCCCCUAUAUUUCAUGACGAUACUUGUGUUUUUGUUUCACAGUCUGGAGAAACAGCAGACUGCCUUCUAGCUCUGAAGUACUGCCUGGAAAGAGGGGCGUUAACUCUUGGCAUUGUCAACUGCGUCGGGUCCUCCGUCUCGAGGCUUACCCAGUGUGUUAUGCACAUUAAUGCCGGUCCAGAAAUCGGGGUUGCGUCCACAAAAGCAUACACUUCGCAGUUUGUUGCAAUGACUAUGCUUGCGUUGGUUUUAAGCGAGGACGACGUCUCCAAGAAGGUGUGGCGAGAGGAAAUCAUGCAAGCACUCGCACAGUUGCCAGCUCAAAUCGAUGAAGCUCUCAAACUCGAAAAGCAGAUUAAAGGCAUCUGUGACACUCUUCAAGCUCAGAACAAUAUCUUGCUGUGGGGACGGGGAAGUCAGUUUGCUACAGCGCUAGAAGGUGCGCACAGUUUAGUCUCAGCCAUGGACCGGUGGCUGCAUACUGAAUAUUCUGUUGGCAGGUGCUCUUAA